UGGCUGCUGUGAAGACAGAGGCAGAGACGAGGAAGGAAGAAGCGAUGGCCGCGGGACUCCGGCCCGACUCUGUGCAGAUGUCUCCGGCCACCACGUCGGUACUGGAGCAGGUGUUUCAGGUGAUGGAUUACCUGUACCGCGCCGACCUCAAGUACGUCGAUGACUACAGAGCGGCGCUGGUCCAGUCGUUCAGCUUCGUUCCCAGCACUCAGAGCGUCACAUGACCCAGGUGGAAAUCUUCACCCUCAACUUUUGGUGUCUGAACCCCGGCGUGGUGAGUGGUCUCUUCCUCCAAUGUUUAAACCAUUUAAUCAUUUCGUAAAACAGGAAAAUUAUGAGUUUGAUCCUGUUUACUAGAAUGUGAAAAGUCAGGUUUUGCCAGUUUGGAAUUGUCCUACUUGUGAUGUUUGACGUUGGUGAUAUGUCUUCCUUCAUCUCUGGCCACAGACAGUAGGAAACAAAGUUUUCACAGUUUUUGGCCCGACAUCUCAAACUCAUUCAGUGGAUGGUUGGCGGGUGCUGUGGUGUGGUUUGCUUCUUUUUUCCUUUCAAACAUCUAUCAUCUUU
This is a messenger RNA of Aplysia californica (California sea hare), 567 nucleotides long. Its product is annotated as Fanconi anemia group J protein homolog. The record is from RefSeq and is a predicted model, not a curated record. Lineage: Eukaryota; Metazoa; Mollusca; Gastropoda; Aplysiida; Aplysiidae.